UCUUUCCGAAAAUCAAUUCCCUCUUGAGCGAGCUUACUGUCUUUAUAGGUUGAACAAAUUUUCUGAAGGUGCAGAACUUCUUUAUAAAUACCGAACUGCUGGAAAUAAUGAUAAUGGAUUGAGACAUUUGGAAGCACAAGUGGCAUACAAACUUAAAGAUUAUAAUUCUUCUCUAUAUAUUACAAUCUUCUUCAGGAAACAGAUGCA
Molecule: messenger RNA, 207 nt
Organism: Scutellospora calospora
Lineage: Eukaryota; Fungi; Glomeromycota; Glomeromycetes; Diversisporales; Gigasporaceae
Source: the annotation of a GenBank genome assembly